Molecule: messenger RNA, 2111 nt
Organism: Colletotrichum godetiae
Lineage: Eukaryota; Fungi; Ascomycota; Sordariomycetes; Glomerellales; Glomerellaceae
Product: RTC4-like domain-containing protein
Exons: 2
Coding region: 361-1995 (544 amino acids)
Source: RefSeq, a predicted model, not a curated record
CACUUCCACUUUACCUCAAGCGGCAGCAAAAUUUGUGGCUCUGGGGACCGAACAAACAACGUCUCCUCCGCAAUUGAGAAGAUCAUAUCUCUGCCGAGGCUCCAUGCGAAGACUAAAUGUCAAUUGGGGUCUGACGUUCAUCCUUCACGCACAUGUUCGCCAGCCUCCAUUCCAACAUAUCAGGGAUUGAAUCGGAAGUGGAAGCGAACCCGGCCGGAGACUGAUGUUGAGCUCCGUGUGAGAUGCCUGCUGGUCUCCGCAGGCAACGACUUAUCCACAGUCCUCAAACCACUCGAGAAUACCAGUUGACCUACUCAACGCAGUGGGAGACAUCGCUGUAACUGCAAAUUCGAGGAUAGCAUGCCCCCGAAGCAGGGCACGAUGCAGAGACGAGCUGGUCUUGCCAGAGACAACCGCGUUCGGCCUCUACUGUCACAGGUUAAUGGCCAGCGACGGGCACUGGUCACCGACGAUAGACCGGUAGACAGGCCACCUGAUGACUCUGACGAUGAGAUUACCGAUCCAGAACCCAGGUCGAUCUCUUCAAGAGCCGUAUCAAGCUCAAGAGAGGCGUCUCGGGUCUUCUCGAGUACGAAGCCAGUUUCAGAUUCGGACGAUGAUGAAAGCGCGCGAUCAUCUCGCGCUGACAUUCGCCCUUAUUUCGGCUCAUCGAAGAGGGGGAAAGAGCAGAGCAAGACGUGGAGCGCUUCCCAGGAAAGCUCUCAAGGACAAGCCCAAUAUGAAGGGUCUCAGGGCUCUUUCUCCACAACACGUGGCAGUAAGAGAAACUCGCCUGACGGCGGAGCACUCAGUCCGGAAUCACAGAUGAGAAAGGUCCGAAAGAUCGACCUUGAAGACGAGAAAGAGGCCAAAAGGUUACUAGUACGGAAGAAAAGCUAUGGUCGAGGAGACGGCAAUAGGGUGCGUAUCAGACCUCCCGCAAGGUCAAAAUCGAAGUCGUCGCAAGAGAGGCCGAUAUCCAAGCUAGGAAAAGAAGCGUCUGCGCCCAAGAUGAUACAGCCGUCUUUCAAAGCAUAUGACGACGACCCGUUCGAACAGUUCUCGAGCAGAGCACCGCCAAAACGUAUUAUCGAUCCCGUGUCCACGUUUCUGUCCUCUCCCCCUCACGCUUCUGCUCAUCCUGUCAUGAAGCAUGCAUCUCUCAGUCCUCACUCAUCACCAAAGCGAAAAGCAAAGGCCGACUUCAAGCUUCCGUCCGCUUCCCUACCUGAGUCUCUGCAGAGUCCGGCGCAGUCACGCCCACAGCUUCGCAGUAUAGAGUCAAGUCCUGAGCCUGAUUCGAAGAAGACGAGAAAAUUCUCGUUUGAGUCCUCCUCAGACUUGUCGGACUUGGACAGUGGCCUCAAACAGGUUGUGGAUGCACGUUGCCCCAUGUGUAAUGAAAUCGUUGAUGAUACUUUGCUGCACGAUUUCUCCAAAGGAGCCCGUCUGCACAUCCGCAAGCAGAUUCAAUUUUGCCGGCUGCACAAAAAGAAGUCAGCUGAAGAAGCCUGGGGUGCUCGGGGCUACCCAAAAAUCGACUGGGAUGUCCUUGAUACUCGGAUCGCUUCUCAUUACAAUUUUCUUCGAAAGAUUAUCAACGGCGGGUCUUCUCACUUUGGUGAUCUGCUGCUUGACAAGGUCAGAGAGGGCAAGAACCGGACGCUGCUCAAGGCAGAAGACAGUUUGACGCCAGGCUACUACGGCCCGCGUGGCCUCCGAGCAUUUUCAGAGCACAUUAUUGGUCGCUUCUCAUCGGUUCUAAGAGAACGAGCUGUGGACGACCGGCUUAUAUCGUCGCGUGGCUACUCUAGCUAUGUGGAGGCAGUGUUGGUCCCGGAGCUGGCGGUACUAUUGAUAUCUGACGAUAUGGUGGUGGAAGCCGAGGAAGCAAGAAGCAUCCUCGAGGAUAGCAAGUGGAUUGGCGACUUGCUUCACGAAGACACUGGCGAUACAGUUGAUCAGAUGAGCGAUGAUGAGAGAACGGCACAUUGAGAGAGCAUGGCAGUCAGAGGCAGUGCGACAGAGUCGCCAGCAUGUGGCGUUUUCGUGGUAUUUAUAGCAUCAUGAAGUAGAUUACAAUGGCAGGUAUGGAAUGAACGAUUCUUCCA